Zophobas morio is the source of this 841-nucleotide messenger RNA. RefSeq lists its product as uncharacterized. The transcript has 3 exons. The record is from RefSeq and is a predicted model, not a curated record. The coding region runs from base 58 to 759 and encodes 233 amino acids. Lineage: Eukaryota; Metazoa; Arthropoda; Insecta; Coleoptera; Tenebrionidae.
AUUGUAGUUUGGCAGUUCAUCGGGUGAUUUUGUGAAAGCAGUGAGACUUCUUUAGAAAUGGAUUACAUUUAUAUUGUCAUCUCAGUUUUAAUUGUGGCCCACUCAGGCGUAACCCUGAAGUGUCCUACAUGUCGUGGUAAGACUUGCGAAGACUCGGAAGUUCCAGUAACAGAGUGCACUUUCCGCAAUACCGAACUCAUCGGGAUAGCUAAAAGUGACUUAGCUUCUUCAAAUUACGCAUGUCUCCAAGCUGAGUUAAUUCAAGACGGAAAUAGAGAGAAAAUCCAGCAAUGUGUAGCUUUCAUCUCAGGCGAUGAUGUUUGUACUAAACUUCAAGAUUCUUACAGUGUUAUAAGUUGUAAACUCAACAGUACGCAAGUACUGUUGCAAAAACACAAGCUCAGUGCGAAAAUAGUACCUGCUGAUGCCACCUCAGACAAUCCAGAGACAUCCCCCGACUCCACAGAACCGUCGGCCACAACUUCUGAUCCUCCUCAGACCACAGAGCCACCCACCGAGAGUACUAACGACACUGCGGACCCGUCAUCUUCCGACUCUACUAACGAGACCACAGAGGCAACUUCUGGUGGUACUGACGAGACCACAGGGGCAACUUCUGGUGGUACUGGCGAGACCACAGAGCCUUCUGACCCUACUGGCAACCCUCCAGACCCAGACCCCAGCAGCAGCAAUAUUGCCCUCAGUCAACUGUCUUUGGUAAUCUUUUUAAGUACGUUGCUGUAUUAUCAUCAAAUGUAGUUCAAUUUAAUUUAAUUUAUUUGUUGUAAAUUUUUUACAAAAAUUAAUGUAGAAAAUAUCGGAAAUAAAAUAACUCAAGGUA